This is a messenger RNA of Rotaria sp. Silwood1, 1944 nucleotides long. Lineage: Eukaryota; Metazoa; Rotifera; Eurotatoria; Philodinida; Philodinidae. The record is from the annotation of a GenBank genome assembly.
AUGGGGCAAUGUACUCCAAAAUGUAUCAAACCAAGCAUUUCAUCUAAUUCGAUCAAUAAUGCUAAACAAACGACAAUCUCUUCUGAAAGUUUAGUUAUAACACCAACAAGCAACAAUAAUAAUUCUACAAGGUCAUCACGAAUCCGCAUUGUUCAAAAUUUCGUACUUCUCUGGUUAGAUUCGAAUAUCAAUGAGUCCAAUGAAGAUUUUAAACAUUCACUUACUCAACUUCGACGAAUCGUCAAUACAAUCAAUACAUUUAUUGAUUCUGAUCAAUGUAUCAAUUUUCUCACUCAAAUCAAAGAUGAAAAAGUAUUCAUGAUUGUAUCCGGUUCAUUUAGCCAAACAAUAGUACCGCAAAUACAUGAUCUAUCACAACUUGAUUCAAUUUAUGUAUUUUGUGAAAACAAAUCAAAAUAUGAACAAUUGACAAAAGAAUGGACAAAAAUAAAAGGUAUUUUUACUCAGAUCGAGCUAAUUUGUAUUACACUCAAGCAAGAUACUCAACAAUGUGAUCGUGAUUCUGUCGCAAUUAGUGUUACAACUAAAAAUUUGGAUCGUCUUGAACCAUCAUUUAUGUAUACACAAUUGCUUAAAAAAUUGCUUCUCGAAAUGGAAUAUGAUAAUAAGGUAAAGAAAGAACUUUGUGAAUUUUGUCGUAAACAAUACUCUCAUAAUUUCUAUGAAUUACAAAUAAUCGAUGAUUUUGAACAAAAUUAUAACGAUCACACACCUAUCUGGUGGUAUACUCGCGAAUGUUUUACUUAUCAAAUGCUUAAUCGAGCACUUCGUAUACAAGAUGUUGAAGUUAUUAUUAAGAUGGGCUUUUUCUUACGUGAUGUUCAUCAACAUAUUGGACAACUACAUUCGCAAAUGAAAGAUCAAGGUCUCUUCACUGUUUAUCGAGGUAAAAGUAUGCCGAAUGAUGAUUUUAAUGAGAUUAAACAAAAGGAAGGUGGUCUAUUGGCUUUUAAUACAUUUUUAUCCACAAGUCUCAAUGAAACAGUUUCAUUACAAUUUGCUCAGAAAUCAUUACACAAACCAGGAUUAGUGGGUGUUCUCUUUCAAAUUACUGUUGAUCCAUCCAUUCAAUCAAUUCCAUUCGCUUCAAUUGCAUCGGUUAGUGCCAUUCAGAAUGAGGAAGAAAUUUUAUUUUCUAUGCAUACCAUUUUUCGAAUUAGUCAAAUCAAACAAAUUGCAGAUCGCGUAUGGCGAGUAGAACUUACAUUCACAAACGACGAUGACCAAGAGCUAAAACGACUCACUGAACACAUGAGACAAGAGACAUUAGGCACAACAAAGUUGGAUCGAUUGGGUCAAUUGCUAAUCAAAAUGGGAAACUUCGAUAGCGCUGAAGAAGUCUACAAGAUACUAUCCUAUGAGACACCCAAGGACAAUGAGACAGUACGUGCUUCUCGUUUUUACUAUCUUGGAGAGAUUAAAUGUCACAAAGGAAAUUAUACAGAAGCACUCGAGUUCUAUCAAAAAUCACUUGAAAUUCGAGAAAAAUGUCUCCCUUCAAAUCAUCCGGAUUUGGCUGCUACUUACAAUGGUAUCGGUUUAAUACAUGACAACAUGGGUGAAUACGCAAAAGCACUCGAAUUUUAUCAAAAAUCACUUGACAUCCAACAAACAUCUAUUUCUUCAAAUCAACCCAAAUUAGCUGAAACUUAUAACAACAUUGGUGCGGUGUAUUUACACUUAGGAGAUAUUUGGAAAGCACUCGAGUUUUACCAAAACUCACUUGAAAUUAGUCCAACAUAUCUUCCACCAAAUCAUCCAGAUAUGGCUAGUAUCUAUAACAAUAUUGCUCAAGUGUAUCAUCGCAUACAAGAAUAUCCUAAAGCGCUCGAAUUCUAUCAAAAAUCACUUGAAAUUCGACAAAAAUCUCUUCCUGAGAAUCAUCCAGAUUUGGCUAUUCUCUAUACCAACAUCGGAUCUUGA